UAAAAUAAAUCUUUGAGUUUGACCCUCUCCCACAACCCCAGAAACACACCCCAGACGGAAUGUAACCAUGGACAUGAACAUUACGGACGCAGCCCUAUCACGAGCUCCCCACAGUUACCAGUACGAGGUAGCAGAUGAGCUGACUCCUGGAGAGGGGGGAGACCAGCUUUACAGUUGCCAUGGUCACGUUAUCUCCAGCAGAGGCAAAUCUGCUCUUGUUAUCUUGAUUCCUCUGUUCCUAGGAGCGGUUGCUUCUAAUUCAUGUGUAGUGUAUGUCUUGCGGAGGUUUGGAGCUGUUAUUGGCAAGGUUACUUGUCAUUUCAUCACCCUCUUUAUGGUCACUGAUCUUAUGAAAGUGUUUCUGGUGAUCCUGCCGUCCAUAAUCAGGAUAUGCAACCUCGAGGUACGACACAAAAUCCUUACAGUUACUUUUAACGGAAGGGUUUUAUCAGGUUCCAUGUGUCAUGCGGGUUACUGGAUAAACUUAUUCCUACUCCAAUCCUCCUUUAUGACCCUGGGACUCUCUGCCUACGACAGAGUCAUGGUUCUGAGGAAAAGUGAGAGUUAUGGGCCGAACAAGAGCAGGUUGAAGAACACUCUACUCUUCAGCGUCCUUAUCCCUCUUUCUUACGCCGUUUUUGACGUAGCCUACACGAAGAUAUACGAAGCUAAGAACUCUGACAUAGCCCACGUUUCUGAACAGAGCUCUAUUUGUUACGAUCAAAAGCUGGGCUGGUGCAUGACCAAAGCUGCGCCUCACGAGCAUGAGAAACAAAGUGACAAAGAUUUGUCAGGUUCGAAACGAUCAGGAGUAUUUAUCUGUCAAGCUCAAGUUAUUACAGUCCUAAUUCUAAUCGGACAGCUUACACUGCAGAGCGGGCAUUCCAACUACAAGAAACUGUUUAAUGACGAGUCCAGAGAAGGGAAAUACUUCACCCUCAUGUUCGGGUUAACCACGUGGUUGUACCUGCCGUCCAUGCUGGUUACCCUGAUGGAUACAUUUACAUCUACAGUCUUCCCCAACGCGUACUACGAAGAGUUCUACAUAUACAUUUACAUGUUGCAGCUGAUGCCGAGUAUGUGCAACGCUUACCCCCUCCUACUAUCCUACAAAGAGUACAUAUUUCCCACUCUAGUCGCCAGUCCUGCCCACUACACCCCGGUAAAACCCGACACCUCCGCCACCGCCGACUCUACCACGGAGGAUCGCCGAGAACAGAUCUACAGACGACUCUCCCGUCUCCAACUGCCCACGAGAGACCUGCUCAGCUGUCACAGUAGCUCCGCCAGUAAGACUCUUACUGGCGGAACUCUUACUAAGAGUCCUGAUCUCACAACUGCACGACACGACCCUGGGUCUCCGGUGAGAGGGGCCAGUAAGGCUGGGGGUAGAGAUAAGGACUACUUCGAUACCAUGGUUCUGAGAGGGUUGGGCGGGGAAAGGGAUGUUAUUGCUAACCUCCAAGCUAUCGAGCGGACUGACGUAUAGCUCUUGGUCAGGUGUAAUUGCUUGGUUUCUGAUAUGAAGAUGGUCGGUCAAAAAAUAGUGUAAAUUAUGGCCGUUGUGCGGUGUAAUUAGAAGCGUUAUGCAUGGCGGGAUAAUCAGUCAUGUUGUAGUGUAUUUUAUGGUGCAUGGAUGAGAUUUCCCGAAGGGUUGACCCAGAACUAAAGCUACCCAGAUUUACUAUUAUCUGAUUUCAGAGUAUUUUCUCGUGUUUCAUUAUUGCUUAUUUAACAUUAUUUUGUGAUCCUGUAUUUGUUCGAUUUG
Molecule: messenger RNA, 1768 nt
Organism: Bolinopsis microptera
Lineage: Eukaryota; Metazoa; Ctenophora; Tentaculata; Lobata; Bolinopsidae
Exons: 8
Coding region: 68-1489 (473 amino acids)
Source: RefSeq, a predicted model, not a curated record